AUGAAAUCAGCGAAAGUUUCCCAAUUGGAGGAACGUAUCGAGACUUUAACAAAACUGAUCACCUCUUGCAAGACCGUGUUCCCUACACCCAACGCUGGGAGCACACCUGAAUCAUCAACGUUACCCACUCCUCCAGUGUCGACCACACAAGAGAGCAAUGGUCAGGGUGAACUGGGUGCCGUUCUAGAAUGUGGGUAUUGGGUACCAAAUCUAAACCAUGGGAUACGUGCUCCUCUCGAACGAGAUGGAGACGGAAUGUUCAGCUUUUACCUCCCAGAAGCAUACCAGGAAAAGCUGUUGAAUUUCUUUCGUGCUGAGAUGAACCACCACUUCCCCUUUGUGAUAGUACCUUCCAUACUCACUGCCGGACUGUUUCGUAAAGAUCACCCUUUUCUGUUCAGAGCUUGUAUUGCCGCUGCUGCCCACUGCGACCCGCCAAAUCAGAAGCGGUUGGGUGAAGACUUAUUGAAGACGAUAGGGGAACGUAUGCUUGUGCGUUCCGAAAAGUCGCUGGAUCUACUCCAAGGAUUGCUGGUUCUCAUUGCAUGGUAUCAAUUUUACAACCACUUCAACCCUCAAAUAAUGAAUCUCCUCCACCUGUGCAUGGCGUUAACAGUUGAUCUCGGCUUGAACCGACCACAGCCUACUGGAGCACAGUCGCAGCUUCGCGUAGUGAUCGACACCGCCUCUUUGUUGCAUGGAAAAGGGUGUACACAAGGCUUGAGGACUGCCGAUGAACGUCGUGCUCUGUUAGGAUGCUACUGGCUUUCCGCCAAGAUGUCUUAUUCUUUCAAACGAGUUGAUGCCAUGCGUUUCACCGCACAUUUGGAGGACUGCUGUCAAGUAUUACUUGCAGAAGCCGAGUACCCUUCGGAUAUUGCUCUUGUCCAACACGUUCGCCUUCAGCGUGUCGUUGAAAGAUACAUACCCCAAGCAUUGGGCCAGCCAUGCCUACCAGUUCCUGUCAGGAGUUUUGUGAAGUGUUUCGAAGAGGACAUCCAAAAGUUCAGGCAAAGUAUCCCAAGGGAUCUUUUGAAAGACGCUCAUCUUGAAAUACAUAUACUAGGAGCUCAGAUUGGAAUGUAUGAGAUCAUUCAAAUGACCGACUGCGACCUGCCUAUCCAUAGGAUAGAAGCAUGGUCCGCGUGUUUGAAUCGUGUUGGCGAGUUUUGGGACUGCUUCCUGUCCCAGCCUAACGAACAGCUUCCGAACUUGACAUUCAUGUCAUGGCUGCAUACCGUCCACAUCCUACUUGUCGUUGCAAAAUUAUCCUUCAUACCAGCGGAAGGGUGGGACUUGGAUUAUGUUCGCACCAAAUGUUCCUUUGCCACCUUGACUGAUCGGCUCAUUGAGAAGCUUUCAGCAGUAGCCAAAUUGGAAACUGGCUUUCCGUCACCACGACCUCUCGCCAUACGAUUCAAUAUGUACUGUGAGAAGAUGCGGAUGUGUAAGAGAUGGUAUGAAGCGAAGAUCAACGCAGAGGAAGCUGUGAAGGCAUCCGAACAGGCAGCCGUAUUUGCAGGAAGAUCAGCAAUUCCUGGUCCUGCUUCCCCAGAUCUAGAUUGUCCGGGACUAUUUGACACCUUUGACGACACUGUUUGGCAGGAUUUUAUGUAUGAUUGGGCGGCUCCUAUGCAAUUUUGA
This is a messenger RNA of Exophiala bonariae, 1644 nucleotides long. RefSeq lists its product as uncharacterized. The coding region runs from base 1 to 1644 and encodes 547 amino acids. The record is from RefSeq and is a predicted model, not a curated record. Gene Ontology annotation, cellular component: nucleus. Gene Ontology annotation, molecular function: transcription cis-regulatory region binding; DNA-binding transcription factor activity, RNA polymerase II-specific. Gene Ontology annotation, biological process: regulation of DNA-templated transcription. The transcript has 4 exons. Lineage: Eukaryota; Fungi; Ascomycota; Eurotiomycetes; Chaetothyriales; Herpotrichiellaceae.